Debaryomyces fabryi is the source of this 6585-nucleotide messenger RNA. RefSeq lists its product as uncharacterized. The coding region runs from base 1 to 6585 and encodes 2194 amino acids. Gene Ontology annotation, cellular component: membrane; endocytic vesicle; Golgi apparatus. Gene Ontology annotation, biological process: intracellular protein localization; retrograde transport, endosome to Golgi; endocytosis. The transcript has a single exon. NCBI's taxonomy places the organism in Eukaryota, Fungi, Ascomycota, Pichiomycetes, Serinales, Debaryomycetaceae. The record is from RefSeq and is a predicted model, not a curated record.
AUGAAUAGUGAUCAAUUCUCUAAAUUCUUGAAGAAUUAUGAUAAGAAGGAUAUCUUGAGAUACCUUAUUGAUUUGAAUGGCAGACUAAGUAAAUAUGAAUCAGAACCUGAAAUUGAUUUUAAUCUAUGUCUAGAGCAGUUAUCAGCGUUAGUUGAAAAAUUAAAAUUACCACAACCUUCUAAGGGCAAAUCAAAAGUAAAGGAAGUCAGUGAUGAAAGCGACAUUGAAAAUGUCGAAGACAAGCUUUCGUUGAAUGUUUACAAAUUGGUUUCGAAGAAUUUGAUACAAGUUCUUGCACAAUUGCCUACGAAAACAUACGAUUUUGCUAACACAUUACUUAACCAUUUGAAUUUGAAUGAAGCAGGAAGUUUGCCUUCAAUUGCCAAAGUCUCUAUAAUACUCCUUAUAGAUCUAUUUGAGACAUAUCCAAAUUCGUUGAACUCCUUGGUUAGCUUUUCUGUCAACCAAAUUUAUAAAAUCAUAAAAAAAUAUCCAGAUAUAAGUAGUAACUUGAUCUACUUGUUAAAUUCUAUCACUAAGAAUGCUACAAAGUUUGACAUUGAUGAGAAGUUACAGGCGAAGUUGUUAAAAAUUAUCAAUAAGAACAUAUAUUAUAAUAUUUCUUUUGAAUUACCGUUAGACUCUGCUCCCACGAAUAGCGAUACUUCCUCCACUGUUUUAUUAAAAAAAAAUUAUAUUUUGGUUUUAAAGAAUAUUCUUUUACUCUCAGUAUCAUCAAACUAUGAAAAUUUGCUUGCAUUAUCAACUUCGUCUUCGUCAGCAGGCUCAAAAUUAAAGCCCGAAGCAAUUAUGUCACAACAUCAAUUCCAAAUGAAUUUAUUGUCAACCAAUGAGAAGGUUUUUCGCUAUGGUCUUACGAAUUUCUGUAAGGAGGUUAGAAUUGCAACUGUUGAACUUCUAGCCCAUUUGUUUAUCAAUUUUAUUCCCACCGGAAAAUUCAAUCCGAUAGAAUAUUUGACUAAUGAAUAUACCUUGCCUCAUGUUAAUAGUUGGAAUGACUCAUUAACUUCUAUGACUAGCACUGAGAACGACAUAGCCAUUGUUGAUAUAAGGAAGGAAAAGAAUACUAUUUGGAACCAUGAUAGUGAAAAUAUCAUUAGGACAAAUACAGAUUUGUUAUUGCACCAAACAGGUAUAAUUGAAACUUUAAUAUUCUAUAUUCAAUUAGAGCAAUUUCAGAAUUCCGACUAUUUAUCAGGGAAUUUGGUCAAUAUUUUGGAUACCCUCUUGUCCAAAUUUGGAGAACUAAAUGAUAUAGAUAACCACAUUCAAAAUCAAUAUUGGAAUAAAUCUUUGCAGCAUUUCAAAUCGGUAUCAGAUUAUAUUAUUGACGAAAGCGGAUCUACGUGUCAUGAAAUACUAAUGGAGUACACAUAUUCUAAGUUCAAUUUAGAUGGGCUGUCGGAUAAUACUGAACAAUCCUCCGAAUCUGUAAAUACCAAAGCAUCCAAUAACCGAGACAAUAAAAGAGAAUCAAAGUUAUUUACUUUCAAGACGGGAAAGAAUAGUCUGAAGUUAAAGAAUAAAGAUGCAAGACAAAAAGAAAUUAUACCAUACCAAAACUCGUAUCAAUGCUAUUUAUUAUUGCACAUUAUAGAAAUAUUAUUACCAUUCGGAUUAGAUUUUAAUUCGAUUGUUCAAACAAAACAAGCUUUAUCAGAAAAUUCUUCAGAAACACAGGGUGUUGAUGGAGAAAGGGCAAAUGUCUCUAGAGAUGUCGAAGAAGAAGAAGAAGAAGACCAAGGAACCACUGAUAGUGAGAAAUCAUUUUUGAGAGACAUUAUCUUCAAAUUACUCAUCAAUAAGUGCACUGGAAUUAGAAUUUAUGCUUUGACAACAUUAUUGAAAUAUGCGUCCAAUAAUGAUGUCGAAACCAAUCAAUUGAUAUUGGAUUUGUACAAUUUGGUAAGUCAUGAAUAUAAAAAUUCUGAUAGUCAGCACGAAUCGAAUGUUGUGGGAAAUGCUGAUGAGCAUAAUUGUGGAUUAGUUGAUGUGAGGUUGAUGAGUUAUUCCUUAGCACUCCUGGCGUUGAUAAAGCAAACGGACUCAACAUUACUUCAAAAUUCGACUAUUGUGAGGAUUUUAAGUUUUUGCACUCAAAAUUUAAAGCAUAAUAGUCAUAACAAUGCUGUUAAAAAUUCUGCCUGUUGGACCAUUUUAUCUUCCUUGAUUACCUUCUAUAACGAUUCUGAAUUCGUUAAAUUAAAUUCUUCCCAAUUUUUGGUCUUCUGGAAGGGUUUGUUAACGUCUCAGUUUAUAAGUUCUUCUUUAAAUAACGACAGUCAAGAAGGACAACAACGUGAAGUUGUCGACAACCUCAAGUUGAGGAAUUCUAGUUUAAUAUGCUUAUUGAAUUAUUUGAACUCUGUUCAACUCACUCCAGAAUCGUUGAAGCAGUUACAGUUUUUAUUAACCAAGUCAUAUAAUUACUUGACCUAUCUAGAAAAUAAUAUUGAAGGAGUUGGUCCUAUUACAAAUUUUACAAGCCAAAACUUUAAUGAGAAUAAUUAUAAUCCAAUCAUGGUUAAUAAUAUUCAUUAUUCAAAUUACAAUGCCAACAGAAAGCUAUCUUUUGAACGUGUGAUGAUAAGUCUAAUCUUAUACAGCAAGAAAAUUUUGCUACAAAGUUUUAUCAAACUUGCUGCGUUAUUGAAAAAUGAUAUAAACUCAAACAUGGUAAUAUUUUUAGUCAAGCUAUUUAGUGAUUCUAAAAUAUUUUCUAGAUGUUUCCCUCCUGAACAUACUAAAGAGAAGCAAAAAUCCAGCGCUAAUAAAACGACGCAGACAAAAAUCAAUGACUAUGAUAAUGACAUGAUUAUUUUGGGUGAAGAUUACAAUUACUCUUUUGGUGUUUCUAGUAAAUUUCAAGGAUAUACUUCAAAUAUUGAUGAAUUAUUGAUUAAACUUAGUCUCGAAGACAGCAACGAAAAGAGCACGGCAACAAGCAUUUCUUACAAAGAUGCAUUCUCUAAAGGGAGACCUUCUCUGGGGUCCCCAAAAUCUAUGAUUGAGUCCCAUUUCGAAGAAGGGAACUAUGCAUGGUUUGAUUACUUUGAGAACGGUAUUUUACAGUCAGUGGAUCAUAAUGUAAUUUAUGAUCCAAAUAUCUACUUAGUCCAAGAUUAUUCUGUGAAUGAGCAAUUCUCAUCAAAUAUUAUAACAUCGCUCAUUGACCUUUCUAUUGAACUAUUCCAACUAGUUUUUCCCUAUUUAAGUUCAAAAAUUCAAUUUUCAUUAUUAGAACAAAUGAGGAAUUUUCUUACUGCAAAAUCUAUUGAUCCGUUGCGAUAUAAGGCAAUAUGCGUGAAUAUUUCUAUUGCGUUACAUGGAGUUUUGAGCAGCCUCACAAAGAAGAAACAAAACUUAGAUCGAGAGAUUUUAAAUGUUUUACUUGACAUAUUAGAGAAAUUUGAAACGAAUAAUAUGGAGCUCAUGUAUAUUAAUUGCGAUUCUGUUGGGAUGGCAUGUGGUGUUCUUACUAAAGAUAGAGAAUUCACAAAUGAACAAAUAAACAAAUUUAUUAAUAAGAUUGUUAAUGAUAUUAAUCCAUAUCAAAGAGGUUCUUCUAUUUUAACUUUGUCCAGAAUACACCAAUACACACAUAUUGGCUUUACGGAUGUGUACAAUGUUGCAGUACAGUUACUUAAAGAUCCUAAUCCUAUUGUUUUGCAUUUUUCAUUAGAAGCAACAAAUAUUUUACUAGAAAAUAAUCUAGAUAAUCUUCAUUUAAUUCCUGAAGUUGUAACUAAUGUAUACAAUAUAUUUUUGAACGAUGAUUAUGGUUAUGAUCUUGAAAAUAAGCUUUUAAUUAAUUUGAAGUGUAAGUUUGGCUCAAUUGGAAUAGUCACUAAGAUAGUUAAACUAUGCGUAACUUCAUUGGGGCCUAAUUUACGCCAAAUAGCAAACGAUGAUAAAUUGAAAAUAAGGGACUUAAUUGUUACAUUAAGCAAUGGUGUUGGAUGCGUUACAAUAUCUGAUUAUCUUGAAGUUUUCGAAAACCUCCUUAAGAUAUUCCCAGAAUUAAUUAUUUUUGAUCCAAAAUUGAUUAAAGGAAGUCUCGAAUUUUUUACUAAUCUACUUGAUUUAAUUAUAUCUAAAAAUUUAAAAAUUGGAUUGGUUACAACGAAUCCUACUUCAUUGAAUAAAGAUAUGAUAUUUCCUUUUAAUUCUAGCUUCCUGUUGUUAAAAUCUGCUUUUGAAUGCUAUGUUGGGUUAAUAAAGAUAUAUGGUAGUGAAAUCCUAUCAAAAGAAACGGUAAAGAUUUUAUGGAUUGCAAUGAAUUUAAAACCAUGCGAGCAACUAAAACAAUUAAUCCGUCUUUGGAUGGAAUCAAGUCUAGAAAUGAAUUGGUUCAUGACUUUAAAUUCACUAUUCAAAUACUCAUCAAAGAAAUUAAUUGGCCCGUUUAUUGAAGUUAAUUAUCUGCAAAAGUUAUUACCUUUACAGCAAAGACAGAAAAAGAAAAAUAAGUCGGAUGUUGAUUUUAGGGACGAAGAAAUAGAAAAUAUUGUUGGGAAUGAUGAUGAAUCUUCUGACAAAAACGAGCCAAUUACGUGGGAAUUUAAAUUAUUUAUAUUUGAUUUAUUGAAUGAUUUAUUGGAGUAUUCUAAUAAAAACAGUCAACUUUUAGAACAGUUGACAAACAAGAUACAAGAUAUCAUCAAGUUAUCAUUCUUGGGCUCAUCCUCCCCAAUAACUUCUAUCAAGUUAGAAGGAGUUAGUUUGUUGGAUAAAGCGUUAAGAUUGUUCGGAGACUUUGCAGACCCGCUAUACCCUGGGGUUUCAAUUUUAGAGCAACAACAAGCUUUAAUUAUUAGUGCCUUAAUUCCCUGUUUUAAAGCAAAUAACAAUUCUAGGGUCAUUGUAAAUGCAAUAAACGUCUCAUCAAAGUUUAUUAAUUUGCCUCGAAUCAAAUUCUAUUCAAAGCAUAGAAUAUUAAAGACAUUGAUUUACUUGUUGGAAGAGAUAUCGUCUAGCAAGUUUUUAAGAUUUAGUUAUUUAGAGAACAUGUCUGAGUUUGGUAAAAAAACUAUACAGUUAUCUAUUUUAAAUUGUUGGGCAUUGUUGAAAAUUAAUGUCCUGGAAGACGAAGAAAUUGCAGAACCUGAAUUAGUGGAAACUCUCGACAAUUACUCAAUGCUUUUGAAUUCUUUAUGGAUUUUGGUCUUACGAGAGUAUUCUAUGUUGAAAUACAAUGAAACAGCUUCAAAGGAAUUGGAAAUCUAUGAGAGUUAUUGGUUAAAUCUAAUCAACGUUUUAAGUUCAGAAUUAGAGAAUGAUAAAUUUGUGGAUGAAUAUUUGUCUGGAGAUGCUCAAAAUUUCCUCUUCAUUUUGUUCAGUCAGUGCAUUGAAUCACUAAUUAAGAAUGAUAAUGUUUCUGAAAUAUUAAUUUCUUUGAAUAGGUUAGUCCAAAGUCCAUAUUUGAUUGACCUCAUAUUCAACGAUGAAAUUUUUGGUGAAGUUAUCAACCUCUUUGACAGAUUGAUAUUAAUAGAAGAUGAUACUGAAAUAAAGUGUAAAUUGAUUGACACUAUUAGCACUACUUUCCUAAGUUUUACAAAUAAGCAUAAAGAUUUAACAGAAAGUUUUGACAAGUUAUUUGAAUUGAUAAGGGUUUGUAUGCUUCCAUUGUUUGAUAUAAUACCAUUUUUGCGUACUGAUUACGAUCCAGGUAAUGAAUCAACUCAAUUACUCUUGAAACAUGCGGACAGCAGUGCUAAUUUAAUUUUAAUAAAGAACUGUUUGCAUAAGCUAGUGGAUAUGAUGUGUCGAUUCCCUGACAUUGUUAAGGCUGACCUUUAUUCUUGCUUAUUGUUCAUAUUCGCUAAAUUCUACGAGAACGGUAAUGAUCUAUUAAUUUCAACUGUUUUGCCCCACUUAAAGCAAAUUAUUUCUGAAUCAAAGACAUUUGAAAAUACUGACUUGGUCUCUUGCUUCAGUAAGAUUAUUCGUAAAUAUUAUAAGAUCGAUAAAGCAAAUGAUUACUCAGUAUUAACUACAAUGAUACUUAUCACAUCCGGUGAUAUCGAAUUGAACGAUGAAGAUUCGCAUGAGUUUAGCAGCACAUUGAUCGAAGUCUUAAAAUCACCAGAAUCAACUACGAUUGGUAUUCAAUGUACGAAAUCGUUGAUCCAGUAUUCAUCUCGACAUUCGAAAGACAGUCUUGUCAUGAAAUAUUUGAUAAGUGGCUUGAUCAGUCAUCUCGCAAAUAAUACACUGGAUUUGGAUCCAAAAAUUGUGUUAGAAAUUCUCUUCUUGUUUUCCAAAUCGUAUUCAUUUGAUGAAGCGAAAACAAUAUCUUUGUUCUCAUUAUUGAUACCUUUAUUGAUUAAAUUUAACAAAAUUAAUAAGGACAAUCUUGGCAAGGCUUAUUUACAUGAAAAAUUAUUAUCACUUAUACAGCAAAACACAGGAGCUUUUAAAUUUGUAAUUGAUAAUGCUUUGACAGAUGAACAAAAAAGAUUAACGGAGGAAUUGGUUAAACUUAGCACUAGCUCAGGUGAUCAGAAUUACAUCGGGGUUGAGGAUGGAUCAGAGAUUCAGUUAAAGACAUUUGGAAGUUAG